AUGCUGCCCAACUACAUGCUCAAGUCGCUGGCGGCCGCCGCGGCGUUGCUUGGAGCCAGCCGGGCGACGAGCUGCGACAAGCUGGACGAGCUGGACGAGCUGCCCGAGCUGCGCGAGCUGUGCAAGACGCCCGGGCUGUACGAGCUGCACAUCCUCGCCGGCCAGCGCGUCGUGUAUUCCUACUCGUCCACGGAGCCGCCGGAGCACUUGCUGCGUCUGACCGAGGCCGGGCUCGUCGGCGGCAUCAUCCUGUUCUCCGAGAACAUCGGCCCCAACACGAAGCAGACCGUGGACGCGUUCAAGGAGGCGUACAGGAAAUCGCCCGCGCCCCGUGUGCUCAAGAGCAAGACGCACCUCAAGGGCCAGGCCCGCUUCAUGGUCAUGAUGGACCAGGAGGGCGGCAAGGUGCGCCGCAUAAAGGACCAAGAGCCCAAGCGCAGCGCCAAGGAGAUCGGGGCUUCGAGCGACCCGGCCGCCGAGGGAGCCAAGGCCGGAGCCGGCGCCGCCGCCACUCUCCUCACCUACGGGUGCAACGUGAACCUGGCGCCCGUGCUCGACAUCUACAGGCAGCCCGGCGACUUCACCGACUUCUACCAGCGCUCGUUUGGAAACACCUCGGACCAGGUGGCCAGGGCGGCCGUGCCCUUCAUCGCCGCCCAGCAGGCCCGGGGCGUGGCCGCCUGCGCCAAGCACUUCCCCGGCCUGGGCGCCGCGCCGCACGACGCCAACACGGACGCGCGGCCCGUCGUGCUGAACCAGACCCUCUGCGACAUUCGCACCGUCGACGAGGCGCCCUACAAGGAGGCCAUCCGCGCCGGCGUCGCCCUCGUCAUGUUCUCGUGGGCCGUGUACUCCGCCGUGGAUGACAAACCGGCCGGCCUGAGUAAGUUCUGGGGAGACGAGCUCCGUAGAAAGCUGCGUUUCGAGGGCGUCACCGUCACCGACGCCCUCGAGGCUGGAUCGCUCGACGCCUACGGCGGCUUCGGCGAGAGGGCCGUCGCUGCUACAGCCGCCGGCGUCGAGUUGAUCAUCACGAGCGGGAGGGACCCUACGCAGGGAGAGGAGGCGAGAAACGGGAUCGUCGGGGCCGUGCAGAACGGGACGCUGGAUCGGGGGGCCUUUGAUGAUUCCACGAAGCGCAUCGCCCUUAUGAGGAGCAACAUUGCGCGGUAG
Messenger RNA from Metarhizium album ARSEF 1941, 1173 nucleotides. RefSeq names its product Glycoside hydrolase, superfamily. Bases 1 to 1173 code for a protein of 390 amino acids. Gene Ontology annotation, molecular function: hydrolase activity, hydrolyzing O-glycosyl compounds. Lineage: Eukaryota; Fungi; Ascomycota; Sordariomycetes; Hypocreales; Clavicipitaceae. Gene Ontology annotation, biological process: peptidoglycan turnover; carbohydrate metabolic process. The transcript has a single exon. The record is from RefSeq and is a predicted model, not a curated record.